GCAGGGUUGGACCUACAGAUGCUGCAUAGUUUAUACACAUCUAGCUUCAGCGCAGAGUAGGCUGCUCUUUUAUCAAACUGCUCCUCAACCUUCGAUUACUGACAGACGCUAGUGUGACUUUCUUGUAAGGUGGUGCAGGCUGAAGAGAGGGGGCAGUAAAAGAUGGAGUAAUGUCCAGAUGCUGAACACAGGUGUGAACACAAUGCAACAAAGAGUAUGAUGUAUUUGAAGUAUAACAUAAUAGUGAAAUGUGUCAACAUAUGCAUGAUGCAGCUCAUCUAUCAAUGAAGACACAAACAAACAUUUUUUAUCGACAGUGCCCAAAGAGUUCAAGUGCACGUGGAUACAAGAGAUUUAUUAGACUUCAGGGUGGAAAGGAGUUAUUUUUUUCUGUGCGUGCUGCUUGUGGCUCCGCCUCAGCUUGGGCAGUGAAAUAUUACUACCCACAGAGCAGUUUAUAUUAACCUGUCAGCAUUUGAUCAGGGAAACUUCUGCUGCAGAUUCGUCCUCGACCAACUGGAGAGCUUUGAGAAAGGUCUCAAGACAACGAUGGAAAUGACCACUACCCCUUUCUAUCACAACGAUACAAGAAAUGUAUCAGGAAUAAAUUUCACUGAUGAGUAUGCUGAGCUGAGACAGUCUCUCCACAUCAUGUCUCUCAUUGUUUACUGCCUGGCCUUCGUUCUCGGUGUGUUCGGCAAUGGAGUGGUUAUCUGGGUGACCGGGUUCAAGAUGAAGAAAACAGUUAACACAGUUUGGUUCCUCAAACUUGCUGUGGCCGACUUCCUCUUCACAGCAUUCCUGCCCCUGGGUGUGACCUACCUGGCUUUGGAUUUCCACUGGCCUUUCGGCAACUUCAUGUGCAAACUGUACGGCACCGUAAGCUCCCUGAACAUGUUUGCCAGUGUCAACAUCCUGGUGGUGAUCAGUGUGGACAGAUGUGUGUCUGUGGUGUGGCCCGUCUGGGCCCGGAACCACCGAAGUGUACGCAAGGCAUCCUGUGUGAGUCUGGGUGUUUGGGUACUGGCUCUGAUUCUCAGCGAUAUAAACUACGUCUUCAGGGACACUACACCAUCACAUAAAGACCACAUCUUCUGCUUCACCAACUAUGGACUUUCAGAUGAUUUUGUAACACCUUCUGUGAAUCAGCUGCGACAGUUUCGUCACCAGGUCAUGACCAUCACCCGCUUCUUCCUGGCAUUUGUUAUCCCCUUCACUGUCAUUGUGUCCUCCUAUGCUGUGAUAAUCUAUUGUCUCAUAAGGAACCGCACCCUGGCCAGCCAGUCAAGUCGCCCCUUUAAGAUCAUUGCUGCCGUUAUCACCACAUUUUUCCUGUGCUGGGCUCCCUUUCACAUCAUGGCUCUAAUUGAGUUGGUUCAUUUCACUGGUCCUAAUCAAAGUGGAACAUUAGGCAUUGUCAUUGUUAUCGGUGUCCCUAUUACCACCAGCCUGGCCUUUCUCAACAGUUGCCUGAACCCGCUGCUGUAUGUGUUCAUGGGCCAAGAUUUCAAGGAUAAAGUCCGCAAAUCCAUCCUGAAUGUAUUGGAAACAGCCUUCCAGGAAGAGGAGACACGCUCUCAAACUGACACAAAGUCAGUGGACACCAGUCAGAUCAAUGACAAAUCAACUCUUAAUACUGAAGUAUAG
Messenger RNA from Xiphias gladius (swordfish), 1647 nucleotides. Its product is annotated as chemokine-like receptor 1. Gene Ontology annotation, molecular function: G protein-coupled receptor activity; complement receptor activity. Gene Ontology annotation, biological process: phospholipase C-activating G protein-coupled receptor signaling pathway; inflammatory response; positive regulation of cytosolic calcium ion concentration. The coding region runs from base 550 to 1647 and encodes 365 amino acids. NCBI's taxonomy places the organism in Eukaryota, Metazoa, Chordata, Actinopteri, Istiophoriformes, Xiphiidae. The transcript is spliced from 2 exons. The record is from RefSeq and is a predicted model, not a curated record. Gene Ontology annotation, cellular component: plasma membrane.